Molecule: messenger RNA, 1079 nt
Organism: Colletotrichum navitas
Lineage: Eukaryota; Fungi; Ascomycota; Sordariomycetes; Glomerellales; Glomerellaceae
Product: thioredoxin
Exons: 3
Coding region: 139-789 (216 amino acids)
Cellular component (GO): cytosol
Molecular function (GO): protein-disulfide reductase activity
Source: RefSeq, a predicted model, not a curated record
GGGUCUAGGCCGCGGAAGCUACCCGUCAACUCCAACAGUGUUGCGCCGCACCCUCCAGGUGUUCAUUCCGACAUCCCUCCAGCUUCACGACCCUGCGCCUACUAACGUUGUCCUGGUCGCACCGCAGUCUUCGCAAACAUGAGUCUCAUCAGUGUCCAGUCUGUCGGUCAAUGGCAAGGUAUCCUCAGCGGAAACAAUGUCGUCAUCGCCGAUUUCUACGCCGACUGGUGCGGCCCCUGCAAGGUGAUCGCGCCUCAUUUCGAACGCCUCGCCAAGGAGUACUCGAAGCCGAACAAGGUCGCCUUCUGCAAGAUCAACGUCGACAACCAAUCCGCCAUCGCCCGCGCACACAACGUCAGCGCCAUGCCCACCUUCAUCGUCUUCCACGGCGGCCAGGCCGUCGAGACCAUCAAGGGCGCGAACCCCCCCGCCCUGACGCAAGCCAUUCAGAACGCCCUCAAGCUUCCCGACAAGGGCGGCCGCUCCGCCGCCUCCUUCAAGACCCCCGGCCGGACCCUCGGCGGCGACCAGCCCCCGCGCGCGAGCCUGCGGCGCCCGGUGUCGUGGCAGUUCCGUGGCAUCUUGGACAGCAUCAUCACCUUUAUCGGGCUGUACCUCGUCUCGCUGUUCUCGAUCGAUCCCCACAAGGCGGCCGAGAUGUCGCGGUUCAACCGCGUGAACCCGCCCCCGCCGGUCGUGAAGCCCGCUAAUGGUGCUGGCCCCAAGACCCGGCAGGCCCCGAGGGCCCCGGCGUUCAAGACCCUGGCAGACCUGGGAGGUGACGAAUAGUGUGAGGAUAGGGUUACAGGCGCAAGGCGUUUCUGGUAUUCUUGGGUUAAUGUAUUCAGCUUUGGUGAAGCCGACAAAUAAGAUUUCGUUACGAUGGCGGAAUAUAACUUGAUGGUGCCCCCAAUACCAUUCGUUGUUGGGUCAAUCCCUAAUAACAAACUGCUCCCAUAUAAGCUACCACGCAUAUGGGCCCUGACGCCGCACCGCCCCUUUGACUUCAUAGUGCAGCAGAAUGUCCGCGAUGCUAUCACGAUGGCGAAGGGAUAGGCAUAUAGUCCAUGCUCAGUAUC